Fusarium pseudograminearum CS3096 is the source of this 741-nucleotide messenger RNA. RefSeq lists its product as uncharacterized. Bases 1 to 741 code for a protein of 246 amino acids. The record is from RefSeq and is a predicted model, not a curated record. Lineage: Eukaryota; Fungi; Ascomycota; Sordariomycetes; Hypocreales; Nectriaceae. The transcript has 4 exons.
AUGAAACAACAACAGCAUCCUCUUGCACCAGCGGGGCCGAUAGAUCACCAAGGCCCGGCACUGUAUGAAGAUCUUUGUCAAGGUCUCACUCACCUCCAUUUCAAUCCCGAGCCACAGAUGUCAAAGAACUGGUACUCGUGCCUUUACUCAAUUGCGUUGGCAUUGAUGCAGCCUUGGGACGAACGUCGACACAACAUAAUACACCCUUAUUCUGUCGAAUCUCCUUAUGAGAAGAUCUACCAAGACAUGACCUCUUUCCUCGCCGGAUUUCUCCGCGAACGUGCCCGAACGAUCCUGUCGCGCGAUCCACAAGUCAUGUUUCAUCUCUACCUUUACGAGUGGGAGAGCUACAACAAGAUAGCUGGGAAUGUUGAAUCUGUUCUAAGACACAUGAACGAAGCAUGGGCAGAACGGAACAUCCGAGCAGGGAUUAGGAGGUUUCCUCUUGUUUACACUUUUUACUGUUUGCAGUGGCAUGACCAUGUGUGGGCCGUGGUCCGCGACCAUGUUGCGAAGAGCGCUUGGCAAGUAGCGAAGAAGGCUGAUGGUCCGCUCAAAUUCGACAAUAUUGUCAAGGGUUUUCCGUCUAUGAAGGUUGACGGGAAAUGGGCCGAGGCCAACCAAGGAGCAAAUGUCCUCGAGAUUCUCGAGGCGCCUUUCACUUCACCAAUCAAGUUCCACUACGCCAUUGUUGACCACUAUAUCGACGAGAUGAACGCGGCCAGAAUCGCUGCCCGGUAG